Messenger RNA from Daldinia childiae, 1038 nucleotides. Its product is annotated as putative mitochondrial carrier C29A3.11c. Gene Ontology annotation, molecular function: transmembrane transporter activity. The transcript has 5 exons. The coding region runs from base 1 to 1038 and encodes 345 amino acids. The record is from RefSeq and is a predicted model, not a curated record. Gene Ontology annotation, biological process: transport. Lineage: Eukaryota; Fungi; Ascomycota; Sordariomycetes; Xylariales; Hypoxylaceae.
AUGCCAGCUGAGUCCAAUUUCCAAGAUGUCACCAGCUCCACGAUCCGGACUCGGACCAUGCCUCAGCUCAAUGGCGGAAGUGAAAAACCACGGAGGUGGAUAAAACGUUACCGAACGGAGACGGCUGCGAGCAUCUCUAGUGUUAUGUCGACUGUCACUGCUUUUCCUCUCGAUAGUGUAAAGACUCGUUUGCAGACAUAUCCCUAUGCCGGUGCUUUGGACUGUGUACGCGUCACGUACAAUUCGGAGGGUAUUCGAGGUUUCUUUCGAGGUGUAACUGCUCCCCUAGCCAGUGUUACUCUUGUACGAACCAUUUCUUUCUCCAUCUACCAACGCUCUAAAUACGUUUAUUCCGACUGGAUGAAGAAGCACGUCGGCUUCUGUCCUCUCGAACAUGUGAAUAAGAAUGGCGCAUACCCGAAUUUAGGUACUAUUGCUUGCUUCGGGGCUGCUGGAGCCACAGCUGGCUCCGGUAUCACUUUUAUUGCAUGUCCUUUCGAGUUAACUAAACUCAGCGCUCAAGUGUCGGUUCUUAUGGCGAAGCAGAAGAAUGGAGAUCCGCAGCGGCAAGCCAUUGCUCUCAGUUAUCAUAAUAAGGGAACUUUUAAGACUCUUGCCAACAUAGUUAAGCAUAGAGGCUUUAGUGGAAUGUACACCGGAUUAAACCUACAUUUAUUGAGAGAUACCCUCGGAACGGGCAUCUAUUUUGCCACAUAUGAAAGCAGCAAACAGCUGUUAACGACUUUCAGCGGGAAGGAUGCACAUAAGAAUCCUGUUGCCGUCCUUGCCGCUGGAGCUCUGUGUGGCAUAGUAUCGUGGGCUUUGAUUUACCCUAUCGAUUCCGUCAAGAGCAUCUAUCAGCGGAAUGCACUGAUGUAUUCCAAGGGCCAGAAAGUGCCCGUCCCGAAGAUACAGUUUUUCAGACGGGAUAUGUAUCGCGGACUUGGUGUGUCUAUGGGUCGAUCUGCGGCCGUAAAUGCAGUGUUCUUUUCAGCGUUUGAAUUCUUCAAAAAGCGAAUCAACGCUCUCAAGGAAUAG